Molecule: messenger RNA, 3365 nt
Organism: Esox lucius (northern pike)
Lineage: Eukaryota; Metazoa; Chordata; Actinopteri; Esociformes; Esocidae
Gene: msx3
Product: muscle segment homeobox 3
Exons: 2
Coding region: 374-1186 (270 amino acids)
Biological process (GO): embryonic morphogenesis; regulation of transcription by RNA polymerase II
Cellular component (GO): nucleus
Molecular function (GO): RNA polymerase II transcription regulatory region sequence-specific DNA binding; DNA-binding transcription factor activity, RNA polymerase II-specific
Source: RefSeq, a predicted model, not a curated record
CACACAACGCUCUGUUCCGCCAGUGGCAUGAAAAGAGAGAACUUUAAGGAACUUUCACAGCGGAAAGGCAAACAUUUGAUGUGCGUAUAAGUUUGAAGGGGAGGUAUUCGGGUAAAAGGAGGUUGAGAAGUGAAGAAAAGAGAGGACAGGGGCGUACUGUGCGUAAAGUGCUGAGAAAAGAGCGAUAGGCGAAAACUAAAUAAUCGGGAAAGAGAGGCAGCUUGUGCGUUAAUCUAACGGUUUGGAAACGAGUGUAGAGCGCUCCGUAAUAUGCCUAUGGAUAAGACCUACAGCGCAAUGUGGAGAGCUGCGGUCGCUUAGAGUAGAGAGGCAGUCAGGCCGGAGUCGUAUGGCCCCGCAAUAAGGGGACGUGAUGAAUCGCGUGAAAGGGAUGCCAUCUGUUCCCAAACUCGCUCCAAAGGAAAACCUCCCGGAAGAGCGCGAGGACUCAGAGACAGAGGACGUUGAUUCGAGCGAAGCCACGCAGAUUAAAGGAUGUUUUAAAAAAACGUCCAGCCUUCUACCAUUCAGUGUCGAGGCUCUGAUCUCAGAGCGGACAACUAACCGAAUUUAUUGCUUCUCCGAACCGGUGUUAAGUCACAUCAAACCGGCUUCAGAUGUGCCUGCCUACGGGUCUAUGGACUUUUACGCUGAGAGAAGGCUUUCUCUGGGCGGUGUGACGGAGCAGGCUGACAGCAGUCAGCAAGAGACAGAGCUAAAAGAGAAGGAUGAGGAGCAUGGAUGGUAUAAAACUUCAGUUUACAGCUCUCCACCAAGGCCGCGUAGCCCUCCGUCCUGCGCCCUGAGGAAACACAAGAACAACAGAAAGCCACGAACGCCCUUCACCACUGCCCAGUUGCUCUCUCUCGAGCGAAAGUUCCGUGAGAAGCAGUAUCUGUCAAUAGCGGAGCGAGCCGAGUUCUCCACCUCCCUCCUCCUUUCAGAGACCCAAGUCAAGAUAUGGUUCCAGAACCGCAGGGCAAAGGCCAAACGGCUGCAGGAGGCCGAGCUGGAGAAAUUCAAGCUGUCCACAAAGUCUCUGUUACCAACCCUAACCUUCCCAUUUCCCCUGGGCUCCGCGGCUAUAUACGGAGCUGUUAACGGAUCUUUCACCAGGACAGAUCAGAUGCUUCCACCUGGACUGUUCAGCGGACCGGUCGCCUAUGGGAUGUACUACAUAUCCUAACGAUCACAUGAAAAUCAUAGUUGAGAAACUCUGGGAAUGCCAUCCAUUAAUUUCGUUACACACUUUUAAUUAAAACGUAUGAAACAAACCCCAGUAGGUCCAAUAAUAACCAAUAUUGCUUGAUUUCCUGCUUGAAAAUUAUGGUUGGGACCGGCCUAUAGACCGAGCUUACAACUCAAACUUUCUCUAAUAUAUUCAAGGCAAGGUUUACUUAUUUUAAAUAGGACUGUAUUGCCCAAGCCUUGCCUAAAGGGUCCAAUAACGUAUUCGGUGAUAUUUGUCCCUAUUAGAAUUUUUAUUUUAGAAUUACUCUAUAUGUGCUGUAGGCCACUUUUACAAUUAAUUUACUGAAGCAACUUAUAUACAGCAACAAAUCGUCUGUCAAAUCCAAUGAACGUCCCUGGGCCUAACAAAUAGCCGACGUCACAUGAUAAAGGGCGGGUAGGGGCCCUUGGCAAUUAUGCUACAACAACAAACCACACAACAAUAGCUUAUACACACAAUAGCAAUACAUUACUCUAGGGUUUUGGAAGCAAUUGUUGCACUUAGGAAUAUUGGACUACCUUGAUUACAUGCACAAUGUGAAUAAUAGGAGAACGAGUGGUGAAUAGUAUAAUGAGCCUACUUAGUCCUAUAAAUAACUAAAAAGGCUUUAACCGCAAAAACUGUAAUCCAUGAGGAAAAAUAAACCUACUUAUUAUGCCUUUAGACCAUUGGUAGUGUCAGCAAACUUUCUUUUCAGCUUUCAGCAAUUUUCCAUCCAGCAGAAUUUUUGUUAGUUUAAGAUCAAACAUUGUUUUUACAUAUACUAUGCAGGAGCUAUUCAGACCUGGAAAACUUCGUGGACAUUUCAUGUUAUUAAUUUUAUAUUCGACUGCAUUUUUAUGUAUUCUGUUUAAGAUAGAAAUUAUUGACAUUAAAACGUAUCUUAUUACCUAGUGCAACCACCUAACAAGUAGAAUUGGCUGGUAUUGUAUUGUAUUACCUUAUAGGUUUAUAGUUUUGGCGAAGAGUAUAGCACAUUUGUACGAUGAAUUAGAAAAACUAUUCUGUAAAACAUGAAACACUUUUUAACGAAAAUAUCUGGUGGGGUGGCUUAAUCGUCAAGAGUCUAUCGAAAUUAUUUCUAUAUCCCAUAAUCAUUAGCCAAAUUUCGCAAUUUUAAACGUUUUAACCAAAAUCCAAUUACCAAUUAACGUUUUAAAUAGCAUUUUUAUAUAUACAUAACACUUGUUAAACUCCUAAGAAUUACUCGUUGAUUUUAUUUUAUUAUAGAAUUCCAGAUGCCUAUUUAGCCUUAGUAAUAAUACCGGUAAGAGGUUUACCUCGUUGUGUAUUUAGCCUAAUGUCAGUGAUAUUUGGAUAAUUAAAUACAUUUUAAACUACAUUGUUAUUAUAGUUUAACUUCACAUGAAGUAAUGAAAAUAACUCCUAAUAUGCAGAUCUAGCAGGAAUAAAACGUAUUCUUUAUUUGGAUUGCAAAUUCGGACUGACAUUGUAGCAUGACCUGGUGUUCUCGUUUUGCUGGGAAUAUUUUAAGCUUAUCGACAGACAAUGCAUCUCGGACAUUGGCUGACAUAUGAUUAGUGGACUAAAUUGAAAGUAAAAUGUAGAUAGUUUGAAAGGUUUCCAUUUUCAUUGGAAUCCUAUCAUGUACCUAUUGAUUAACAUUUUGAGUCGUGAGUCCCCAUGAGGAUCCAGAUCAUUAAUAAUUCUAAAAUUGCCUACUUCUACAUGGAGAUGGGCUUAUUGGCUGCCCACGUAUGGAUGUACACAGAUAGUCCUCUUUACAUGUUUAUGGUUGCUAUUGAUAUUGGCAUUGUUCAGAGGAUCAAUGCCACAAGGGGUAAAUUGAAACUAUAGAUACAGAAAUAGUGAGUAGUUAUACAAUAGUUGAUUUCAGACCAGUGAACCUGCAGUCGAUUUGUGCCUCUUCAACACAGCCAUUAAGUUGUCAAAGUUUGCUGCUCAGCGCCUCCACGUGGAAGAACGGUGAAAUGGGCUUAAUAUAACCCAACAGUUGUCCGCUAUUUCAAGGAAAAGCUGUACUUUUUUUUUUUUUAACACAUUAAUCAUUUGGCAGACACUAGUGCAUCACCUAGAGAACUCACUAAGCUUGGUUCAAGAAUACAACAAGUAAUAAUUCAGAAAAUAUUUGGAUUUUCUUCAAUAUAGAUAA